Molecule: messenger RNA, 1641 nt
Organism: Daldinia childiae
Lineage: Eukaryota; Fungi; Ascomycota; Sordariomycetes; Xylariales; Hypoxylaceae
Exons: 7
Coding region: 1-1641 (546 amino acids)
Source: RefSeq, a predicted model, not a curated record
AUGAUUUCCUUCAGAGCCGCGUUACAGCUUUCCUUUAUCACUUUGUCUCUUGCCCAACCCUAUGGGACUUCACUUCAAUGGGGACCGUGCAAUAAGACCGAGGUUCCUAGCGACGUCCCAGUAGACUGCAGUGUUCUGAUGGUCCCCCUCGACUACACCGAGCCAGAUUCCGAUGAGAAGCUACAGCUUGAUCUAGUCAGAAUUCCCGCUCCUGUUAAACCCUCCAAAGGAAGCAUUCUAUUCAAUUUCGGUGGACCUGGAGGUACUGCACGAGAUGAGAUAGGCAUUAAAACUUUGGCGGAUGAGCUAUUAGCACUUACUGGCCGUCAGUUUGAUCUUAUUGCAUUCGACCCACGCGGUACUCAUGGCUCGAAAAUUCCCAUCCAAUGUUUCGAUAAUGAAUAUGACGCCUGGUCAUUCUAUCUGGACAUAAUACCUGCAAACGUAUCUGACACAGAGUUGGGAAAGCAAUGGGGACGUGCAUCUCUACUUGCCGAGGCCUGCCUUAAGACGAAUAAUAAGACCGGAACCCUGGUUAGUUCUGCCUUUGUGGCAAGAGAUAUGAUGCAAAUCGUAGACGCUCUUGGGGAAGAUGGAAUGUUACGAUACUGGGGUUUCUCAUAUGGUACGACAUUAGGGGCAACUACAGCUGCUAUGUUCCCCGAUAGGAUAGGAAGAAUGGUCCUCGACGGCGUUCAAAACCCGCACGAGUAUUACCAUGCGCAGGCCGACUUCGAAGAAUUUACAGACGCAGAUGCGGAGUUCUCGGCUAUGUUUACUGGCUGUGUGAAAGCCCGCGAGAACUGUGCGUUAGCUAAGGGCAACAACAAGACGGCCGCCGAGCUUGAGCAGUCAAUCUGGGAUCUCCUCGAUGUUAUCAAGUAUAACCCGAUUCCUCUCAAAUCAUUCCUGAUCGAUUACGCCAACGUGAAGGCUCUUCUGGUACAGGGUCUCUAUGAUAGUUCCUCUUGGCCGGGUAUUACUAGUAUACUUAAUGCGGUUAUGACCGAGCAGUACGACAUAGUUAACAACGCCUUCGAGGCCUUGAUACCUAAAGCCUCCUUUGAUAUAUUCAAGCAGAGUCAGCAGCCGCAGGUACUACCUUCCAUCCACUGUAGUGAUAACAUGGUUCGAAGCAAGACAUUUGAUGAGUUCGCUCCAGCUAUCCAGCGCCUUUACAGUACCAGCAGAAUUAUUGGAGAUGGAUUGAUAUUCUUAUACAGCGCCUGCGCGCAAUGGAAGAUUGAGCCGAAAGAGCGAUAUACAGGAGACUUCAACGUGAAGACAAAGAAUCCGGUCCUCUUCAUUGGCAAUACUUUCGACGGACUCACGUCCCUUGUUUCGGCCAAAAAUGUUAGCUCCACAUUCGAGAAAAGUGCCUUGCUAACAGUCGAUGGAUACGGUCAUUCUUCGUUAGCCGCUCCUUCAGCUUGCACUAUUAGAACGACUUCGGCGUAUUGGGCAAAUGGCACUCUACCUUCUGAAGGAAAGAUCUGUGACUCAGCUCCAUUAUAUUCAGGGAUCACUUGGGAAAGUAUUAUACAGGAGGUAUACGGUAAUACGACGGUUCCUUCUAAGCGCCAAGCAUCCCGUCUGCCAAAGUUCGGAGGCCCCCUAGCCCCUUUUUUCAUUCCCAAGUAA